GCAACUUCACCUUGCGACUUCCCCCUCCACCCCGCAAUGGCUGCCGCAACGACAAACAGCGACGCGUCGCACGCGCCUAUUGAAGUCGCCUUUCCGCUACCAAAAGCGCCGCAUACCAACAUCCACCUUCAGCUUACCGAUAAUGGCCCAAGCCUGCUGCUCUUCCUCACUACUGCUACGCCCGAGUCUGCAUCGUCCACACCGAUGGGCUCUUUCGUGUAUGCCAUGCCAAAUAAGAGCACGCCCGCCGAAACGCUUAGUACACCCCUCUUCACCCACGGCAGUACCCUAGACUUCACGACUCGCUUGGCAAAAGUGCUUGCGCGCAAGACGGGGAAACCGGUAUAUGUGGGAAACUCGUCGAGCUUUGCGAGCGCGGGUAUGGGCGGGACCGUUGAGGAAGAGAUGGAGGGUUUCCGCAGGGUUGUGGAGGUUGUCAUGAGUCUUUUGAACAAGGAGAAGAAAUAGACACGGAACUCCAUUACGCCAGGGGAUAAAAUGUGGUAUGCAUACGUAUGGAAUGCCGAAAACAUGCUAUAUGAUUUGCGAUAUAUGUCAGGGAUCAAUGUCACUCCUCAUCGACCCAUCCAUA
Messenger RNA from Pyrenophora tritici-repentis Pt-1C-BFP, 592 nucleotides. RefSeq lists its product as uncharacterized. The record is from RefSeq and is a predicted model, not a curated record. Gene Ontology annotation, biological process: proteasome assembly. NCBI's taxonomy places the organism in Eukaryota, Fungi, Ascomycota, Dothideomycetes, Pleosporales, Pleosporaceae.